AUGAUUACUCCGAUCCUAGUGCAAUUUCAGGUGCCAGCAUGCGGUUCUACUCCGACAGAGGAAGGGUCAUUGUCAUACAAGAAUCAGUGCCAAUAUCAUUAUCCAGAAAACUCUCAAGAGUGCAAGAUAUUGGAAAUGCCAGAUUUGGUGAGGCCUAACCCACAAAUUUUUGGAGCAAACCUUCCCAUACACAUGGUAGGGUCCCUUGCCUCCUCUUCAGAGGACCCUUUCUCUCAGCAGCUAUCUUUGCCCCAAGUAGACCUCUCACUCUUCCCAGAAUGCCAGGACCUCACCCUAGAAACUUCAGGGAUGUUCAGGCAAUCAAAAACUUCAGGAACCGAAAGCGGCCUGAAAUUCCCGGCUACAAUGCCGCCUUCUGGGUUAGAGGGCAAUGCCCAGAAUGUGUCUCAGCAGGAAGGAAAUGAAAACCCUCCGAGCCCUGACAUCUUCUUCGAUGAGAUGUUUGAUUACCUCGAACCCCUUCCAAGCUCAUCAGAGUUGUGA
Messenger RNA from Alnus glutinosa, 504 nucleotides. RefSeq lists its product as uncharacterized. The coding region runs from base 1 to 504 and encodes 167 amino acids. The record is from RefSeq and is a predicted model, not a curated record. Lineage: Eukaryota; Viridiplantae; Streptophyta; Magnoliopsida; Fagales; Betulaceae. The transcript has a single exon.